AUCAAGUAGCCACCAUAAUCCCUGCGCACAGCACCACUAUCACCUCGGGACUCCACCGUUUCCACUUCAACGCGAAUUCACCGAGCGCUUUCACCUGCGCUAUAACCCUCUCUCUCUCUCUCUCUCUCUCAAAUUGGAAGCCGAAUCCUACACUUGAAUCUCCGAAACGCGUUUCUGUUCUCUAUCGAAAGAAGGUGUUGUUCUCUAUCUCUGCACCGAGUCGCGGCAAUGGGAUUAGGGUUAGGGUAGCUCUUCGCGAUUCUCGAUCAUUUUUGUUGAUGCCUCGCGUGCGAGUUGGUGUAUUCUUGUCGUGGCAGUAGAAGUUUUUGCUCAUUGAUAAUUUAGGUUUUUGGUUAUCGAUAUGUCCAAUACUUCGAGGGGUCGAGUUACCAUUACUCUUGGGCGGAGCGGUCAGGUUGUGAAGAGGGAUAUAUCUGCUGCAGAUGUUUCUUUUUCUUCUUCUGUUCACUCAGCUGGGACUAAGCGUUCUAUAAGAGACAGAAUUGGAAAUAAUGCAGAUAGUUCCAUGUGGCAUGGAAAUGGACUCAGCAGCAGUAAACGGCAGCGAGGAGAUAUGAGCGUGCAAAAUGGGCUGGAUGGUAAUGGCCGUAUUGGCAAAGAUGAUCUCCGGUUGAAGCUCAUGCAAAAAAGUGCUUUUAGGCGGGCUGAGAGCAAUGGCAAUAAGAGACAAAUGGACCUCCGUGAAAAACUGUCAAAGGCAGUUCACCCUCCGACGAACAGUGUUAAUUCAAAGCAGCACGUACCUGAACCGAGGGAAACAAGCUUGCUGAGGCAAAUUCCCUCAGCUAGAAGUUCUGAUGAAUUAAUGCGUGUAGAAUCCAUGAGAAGCUCAUACUCUCCUUGGACAUUGGAUCAUAUUAGGCGAAGAUCACCAGAUGGGUUUCCAAGUACUUCCCAGGUGAUUUCUCCCUCAAGAAAUGUCGAAGACCUACGUAGAAGGCCAUUAAACAGGACAUUUGAUGGCGUCAGAUCAGUUUCAUAUGUAACUAGGGAUGUUCUUGAAGCUUCGAGGCCUCCAACAACUGCAACUGCAUCAUUCAUGUCACGCCCCACGAUAUCCACAUUGCCUCCGGUAACUGCUAAGCCUCAUCUUGGCCAACUUCCUCCAUCAAGCAGUGUUGCUCAAAGGGCUUCAUAUGUGGGUGACGAACAGCAAUCACAUCAAACUGUUGAUGACCUGUUAUCUGCACUCGGACUAGGAAAAUAUGCCAUCCUCUUCAAGGCUGAGGAAGUGGAUAUGACUGCAUUGAAGCAGAUGGGGGAAAAUGACCUCAAAGAGCUUGGAAUUCCUAUGGGUCCAAGGAAAAAAAUUCUUCUCGCUCUCUUACCUCGUACCAAACGUCAACAGUGAUUGCUAUCUAUCCUGCUUGAUACCGAAACUGACACUUGGUUAAAUCACCAGGUUUUUUUUUGUUUUUUUAUUUUUAUUUUGAGUGAUGGUAAAGUACACAUCUGAGAAUUCUUACAGUGUAACAUGCUUUCUCCCGUAUGGGGUUCAAGCUUCCCUUGUAUCCACUGUCGCAUUUUGCAUUCAAGAACGAGUAUCGAUUAAAUUUUUUUCUAGGUGGAAAUAUUGAUCUGUAAUAUAUUAUGUCUAUGGUUUUCCCUUUUAUUUUUAUCGAAAGAAAUAGGAAAUGGGAUGAAUUUAUCCCGAGCCAAUGUUUAUCGAUAGGUAACAUUUUCUAUACGAAAGU
Gastrolobium bilobum is the source of this 1715-nucleotide messenger RNA. RefSeq lists its product as uncharacterized. Bases 362 to 1372 code for a protein of 336 amino acids. Lineage: Eukaryota; Viridiplantae; Streptophyta; Magnoliopsida; Fabales; Fabaceae. The transcript is spliced from 7 exons. The record is from RefSeq and is a predicted model, not a curated record. Gene Ontology annotation, molecular function: protein binding.